Orycteropus afer afer is the source of this 1358-nucleotide messenger RNA. It is a transcript of the gene PSMC5, whose product is annotated as proteasome 26S subunit, ATPase 5. Lineage: Eukaryota; Metazoa; Chordata; Mammalia; Tubulidentata; Orycteropodidae. Gene Ontology annotation, cellular component: proteasome regulatory particle, base subcomplex. Gene Ontology annotation, biological process: proteasome-mediated ubiquitin-dependent protein catabolic process. Gene Ontology annotation, molecular function: ATP binding; ATP hydrolysis activity; proteasome-activating activity. The record is from RefSeq and is a predicted model, not a curated record.
GUCUUCUGGCUCCAAGUCCCUGCUUCUGCGCUUGCGCGUUGAGCCGGCUCAGAUGCCGGCGGUCUCCGCUGAAGAGAGAAGAUGGCGCUUGACGGACCAGAGCAGAUGGAGCUGGAAGAGGGGAAGGUAGGCAGUGGACUCCGCCAGUAUUACCUGUCCAAGAUUGAAGAACUUCAGCUGAUCGUGAACGAUAAGAGCCAAAACCUCCGGCGGUUGCAGGCACAGCGGAAUGAGUUAAAUGCAAAAGUUCGCCUGUUGCGAGAGGAGCUACAGCUGCUGCAGGAACAGGGCUCCUAUGUGGGGGAAGUAGUCCGAGCUAUGGAUAAGAAGAAGGUGUUAGUUAAGGUACAUCCCGAGGGCAAGUUUGUCGUAGAUGUGGACAAGAACAUUGACAUCAAUGAUGUGACACCCAAUUGUCGGGUGGCUCUAAGAAAUGACAGCUACACCCUGCACAAGAUCCUGCCCAACAAGGUGGACCCAUUGGUGUCCCUUAUGAUGGUGGAGAAGGUACCAGAUUCAACCUAUGAGAUGAUUGGUGGACUGGACAAGCAGAUCAAGGAAAUCAAAGAAGUGAUCGAGCUGCCUGUUAAACAUCCUGAGCUCUUCGAAGCAUUGGGUAUUGCACAACCCAAGGGGGUGCUGCUGUAUGGACCCCCAGGUACUGGGAAGACACUGUUGGCUCGGGCUGUGGCUCAUCAUACGGAUUGCACCUUUAUUCGUGUUUCUGGCUCUGAAUUGGUACAGAAAUUCAUUGGGGAAGGGGCAAGAAUGGUGAGGGAACUGUUUGUAAUGGCACGGGAGCAUGCUCCAUCCAUCAUCUUCAUGGACGAAAUUGACUCCAUUGGCUCCUCACGGCUGGAGGGGGGCUCCGGAGGAGACAGUGAAGUACAGCGCACCAUGCUGGAGCUGCUUAACCAGCUGGAUGGCUUUGAGGCCACCAAGAAUAUCAAGGUCAUCAUGGCUACCAACAGGAUCGAUAUUCUGGACUCGGCACUGCUUCGCCCAGGACGCAUUGACAGGAAAAUUGAAUUCCCACCCCCCAACGAGGAGGCCCGGCUAGACAUUUUGAAGAUCCAUUCUCGGAAAAUGAACUUGACCCGGGGGAUCAACCUGAGAAAAAUUGCUGAGCUCAUGCCAGGAGCAUCAGGGGCUGAAGUGAAGGGCGUGUGCACAGAAGCUGGCAUGUAUGCUCUGCGGGAACGGCGAGUUCACGUCACCCAGGAGGACUUUGAGAUGGCAGUAGCCAAGGUGAUGCAGAAGGAUAGUGAGAAAAACAUGUCCAUCAAGAAGCUCUGGAAGUGAGGUGGAUGUUCUGUGUGUGGAUUCCCCAAAUAAAGCUCUGUGGGACAAGCUCUAGG